CCAUACGCGGCUCCCACCGACUAUGCGACCAAACUGUCCCAAGGCCCCGCCUCCUCUGCAUCGUCAAUGUCCCCCAACUCCCUCUCGCCGACUUCCUCGUCUUCCUCUCAAAUGAUGACCCCUCCCUACAAAACGUACGGCCAAUCACCCCAGGGGUCUACACUGCCGACGCGCAGAUGCAAUCCCAGGUUCCUUACAACCAGCUACAGCACAUGUCGAACGCCCCCGCAGAGGCUAUGACCGCAGCGAAGAGCUCUGGAAUUGCCACCAAGCGCGGUAGCCAGGCCUCUACCGCUGUUUCUGCUCACAAUGCUGUCCGCCGUGGCUCUGCUUCUACUCGCGCCAAUCCUCCACAAGAGACUUCCGAGCAAAGCGCAAAGGGAGGCAAGAUCACCAAGCCAAAGAAGACAGCACACAACAUGAUCGAGAAGAGAUAUCGCACAAACAUCAACGAUAAAAUAUCCGCUCUUAGAGACUGUGUGCCCGCUCUCCGAUGUGCCGUGACUGGCAGUGCUGCGGAUGAUGAUGACGAACUCGAUGGCCUCACGCCAGCAAACAAGCUCAACAAGGCCACCAUUCUCACAAAGGCUACUGAGUACAUCAUGCAUCUUCAGCAGCGAAACUCCCAACUAAUGCGGGAGCUCAAGGAGCUUUCCGACAGCAAAUUCUCCAACCAGAACGGCAUGAUGGCGGCUGGUUCCUCCGCCAACGGCGGCGCGAUGAUGGGCGGCGUUCCCAUGGCUUCGCAGGGUGCCAACGGUGGUAUCGGAUCUGGUAUGUCGAUGGGCGGCACUGGACGUAACAUGAUGGGCAAGUUGAUGAUGGGCUCGAUGGCCGGUAUGAUGGUUGCAAACUCGUUUAACGACGUCGACGGCCAAGAUACCCGUGGACUCGCUGCCAUACCUUUCAUGAUCCGCACUGGGAUCAACACUGCCUUGGGACCUCACGCACAAGCUACUUUCGGGCUUCUUCGUGGAUUCCUCAUUCUCGGCGCUGUCAUGUACGUUUUCUACCCGUCACUAUUCGAAGACAACUCGAGCAACAAGGGUCUCAAGAACCAGCCUGCUGUGUUUGCCGCGCAGCCUCUUUCUGUCAGCAGUCCUCUCGAAGUUCGCCAACGCGCCUGGCUGACUGCCAUCCGGACGGUCAACGUACCACCUCGGGUGGCGCCUCUGGAGUUUGCUGCGGUGAUGAAGAAGAUCUUCAAGCUUGCUCUGCGGCGGGUAGUUGGAUUCGAUGGCUACCGUUUGCUUGUGGGCACCACGGAGGAAGAAGACCAGGUCCGCAUUGCUGCCUGGCGAACGGCGAUCGAAGCUCAGCUAGGCGGUGGUGACGCCGAGUGCUCUCAUGUUCGUCUUUUGAUCACUCUGCUGGCAAGUUUCUUGAUUCGCGCUACUCCUGUUCGCCUGAUGCUCCAAGCACUGCAUCUCAAGGUCCUUCUUCACGACUAUCCGUUCUUGCAAGGCGUCUCUGAUAGAUGCCAGCGUGCGCUAUGGGAGGAAGCCCGUGAGCUGCAGCGUCAGCAGCAAGAAUCUGGCGAGGUCACGGACGGAGAGAAGACUCCUGAGCACCUCGUCAAUCUUCUUGAGUGCGAUGACAUCUUCGACAGAGACACGGUUACUCUUGCCUACAACCUUGCCUGGAACAAUCCCUGCCACAAGGGUCUUUCCGUGUGUUACCGCGAUGACGGUGUGUCGUCCAUGGUUGACGACUCAUCCCUUCAGAGCCCGCUCGACGCUCUGGCGGCUUGGUACUCGUGCCGCAAGCUCCGGAGCGUCCUGGUCGAAGCUCUCGACGAUGUCCCGGAUGCAGCGGUGCUUGCUACUAGCGUCAAGGUUGCGCCUCCCAACUCGAUCGUCCACCGACGAGCGCUUAUUGCGCGGUCUGUGCUGCUGGGUGACAUUUGCCCCGAGUACACUCGCGAGAUGAUGGAGGCCGUUCGCGAGGAUCUGAAGGUUACCAAGAAGUCGCCGGGUGCGCCAGUGCGCUCGAUGCCAGUGACACAGAGCAAGGUGGUUACUCCUCAGUUUGUUGAACAGCAGCAGGAGCCGGGCAACAUGUCGGCGAUUGCAUCAUCAUCAGAAGAUGAGGAGGAAGAUGCCGACUCGAGCGAUGAAGAAGUUGACGAUGACGUUGAGAUUGACACGAUCUCAGCUUCGAUCUCUGUUACUUCGUCUGAGGAUGCCGACGCCAGCCCUGCGACUGGAACAGGAGAGAGCGUUUCACGAAUGCUGUCGUCUCCCGAUAUUCGCGUGGCAGUCCGAUGCGCCUUGAUCCAGACCGUCCUACCCUCGCGUCCGUACGUGGCCGAGAAGCUGUACUCAUCCCUCAAAGUCUACGACGCCAGCGAACUUGGUCUUCUGGGCUUCGUCGCUGUUCUGACCACAGUUCGCAAGAUGCAGCGCCGCCGCCCGGUCGAGAAAUCGAGCGAAGCGCUGAUUGGCCAAGCGCGGAUCUGGAUCGGCGGCGACGAAGGCGAGUCGGUUGGUAUCCCGACCGAGACCCGUCGUGAGCUGGUGAAGGAGUGCGUCAAGAUGGGUCUGCGGUUAGGCGGCUACGCGGACGCGAUCGAAGGCGAAGACGAAGAUGAAGGGUAUGCUACCGGCGAGUAAUAGUUGGGUUUGUGAAUAUUGCUUGUCGUUUCGUUUUCGAACGGAAAAAGGGGUGUAAGAUGAGCGAAAUCUGAGAGUUGGGAAGUACCAAGGUGUUAUAUAAUUUUGCUUUUUCAAGUGUAUUUGUUUCUGUUUUCUCUUGCGAGUGGUCGCUUUCUAUACAUAAAAGAUCUAUUUUGUGCACGUUCUAAUGACAACGCUCUAAUCUUCUACUUAACAA
This is a messenger RNA of Myxozyma melibiosi, 2832 nucleotides long. RefSeq lists its product as uncharacterized. The coding region runs from base 177 to 2612 and encodes 811 amino acids. Lineage: Eukaryota; Fungi; Ascomycota; Lipomycetes; Lipomycetales; Lipomycetaceae. Gene Ontology annotation, molecular function: protein dimerization activity. Gene Ontology annotation, biological process: SREBP signaling pathway; positive regulation of transcription by RNA polymerase II. The record is from RefSeq and is a predicted model, not a curated record. The transcript has 2 exons.